Emiliania huxleyi CCMP1516 is the source of this 1059-nucleotide messenger RNA. RefSeq names its product putative YqaJ viral recombinase (gene YqaJ). The record is from RefSeq and is a predicted model, not a curated record. NCBI's taxonomy places the organism in Eukaryota, Haptophyta, Isochrysidales, Noelaerhabdaceae. The coding region runs from base 1 to 1059 and encodes 352 amino acids. The transcript is spliced from 5 exons.
AUGCCCCUUUUUCUCUACUUCGAUGGAGGCCGCGCGCUCGCUCGCGCGAACAACUCGCUGCCGCCACAGGCUUCCGAGCGCCUCGUGUUGAUUCCAGCUGACCGCACCAAUGCUGGCCUAUCUCGCCCUGUUUACAGCCUCGUGGUCGCCGGGCACAACAACACCGAGGCUGCACGACGUGCCACGCGCCGGCGUGCCUGCCUCGAUGGGAGGCCGGCGGGCGCUGGCUCGCGCCCGUGGCAGGCGGAGAGAGCGCGCGGAGGCCGGCCGCGCGUCCGGUCCGUGGAGCUCACUCGCCGCAACCACGCGACGGUCCUCUUCUCGGACGGGUCCCACAGAGAAGUGCACACACCGUCGCUGGACCAGCGGACCGACGAGGCGGAGUGGCUUGCCGUCCGGGCGGCGCUCGAGAUCACGGCGUCCGAGUUCGCCGCCGCCAAGGACGAGUGGCGGCACGCGAGCCGCGACCUUCUCUUACGGAGGAAGCUCGGCGAUCCCGCCGCACAAUUCCGGGGCAACGCCGCGACGGCCUUCGGCACUCAGAUGGAGCCGCGCGCGGUGCGGAUGUACGAGCGCGUGACCGGCCACGCCGUCGAGCCGACCGGGCUGCACAUGCACGACAACCUUCGGUGGGGUGCCUCCCCCGAUGGGAUCGUCACGACGGCCGCCAAUGAAACGGGCCUGCUCGAGGUCAAGUGCUCCUUCCGCCACCGGCGGAGAGGCGCCGUGCCGCAGCUGCAAGACUGCCCCGCCGAGUUCUUCGCCCAGAUCCAAGGCCAGCUCGCCGUGACGGGACACGACUGGCGCCGCCCUCUUCUACUACACCCCGCCUGGCCAGCGUUGGCCGGAACUGAAAACUGGUUCCUUGAGCAUGUGACUAGACUCGGCGCCGAGUUCUGGACGGGAGAGUACUGCCCUGAACAGGCGAUCGCCGCCGCCGGCGGUGGCCGCCACUGGUCGCUGGUCCGCGUGCCGCGCGACGACGACUACUUUGCCGCGCUCGCGCCGUCCCUCGAGUUCGGAAGCGUGCUGCGAGAAGAAGAGAUCCUGCGGCGGUAA